Messenger RNA from Aspergillus steynii IBT 23096, 1263 nucleotides. Its product is annotated as SGNH/GDSL hydrolase family protein. The transcript has a single exon. Gene Ontology annotation, molecular function: phosphatidylcholine lysophospholipase A1 activity. The record is from RefSeq and is a predicted model, not a curated record. The coding region runs from base 235 to 1104 and encodes 289 amino acids. Lineage: Eukaryota; Fungi; Ascomycota; Eurotiomycetes; Eurotiales; Aspergillaceae.
GUUUUUCCUAGCCACAUAUAUCUUCAAUUCUAUAGCUCUCCAAUACCUAAAGGAUCUACAGAGGGUCCAAGUGUCAUCGAAAACCACCGAUGCAUGGUGAAUAUGCACCGACGGUCUUCUCUAGUUCGAGGCUUUUCCACUGCAGUGUAUAAAUCCGCCGAUGUCCCGUGCAUUCACUUCUUCUUCCACCUCUCGUCUUUCUGUCUACUCUCUACGCUCUACCCAUAAGUCAAGAUGCAAUUCCCCUUGUCUUUCCUCGCGGCCUCGUUCCUGCCCAGCUUCGGAUUCGGUUUGAGUCCCCCCCUCUCUCGACCUAACCAUACUAACCUUCUCCGUGAAGAUGCAUCCCCCGGCCUCAGUCUCAGUCCCUCAACAGUAACCGCCUCCAUCAACCAAGGCACGCCCCUGCGCGUCCUCUCGCUCGGCGACUCCAUCACCCUCGGCUACAACGACCCGACCGGCAACUCCUACCGGCGCGACCUCCAAUGCCAGCUCUGGACCGGCGGCAACCCCGUCUCGAUGAUCGGAUCCGUCCAGCACGGCGACUGGGCCAACAACCACCACGAAGCCUGGGUCUACCACACGAUCGACGAGAUCGUAACAAAAGGAACUCCUGAGCUCACGCGCCGCCACGAGAAACCCAACGUGAUCUUACUUCACGCCGGAACUGUGAACUUCGUACUGAAUAAGAACGUCACAGAAGCGCCGGCCAGACUCGGCGCCGCGCUCGACUUCAUCACCGCCAACAACCCCCAGGCGCUACUCGUCGUCGCACAGUUAAUCCCCGAGCAUAACGCCACCGUUAAUGCCCUGAUCGAUCGGUACAAUGCCGCUUUACCGGCUGUGGUGGCGGCGCGGGCGCGCGUCGGCCGCCGUGUCAUCCUGGCGGCCAUGCGUGGCGUGCAGCUGGACAUGUUGCCGGACGGGGUCCAUCCGGCGGGCGUGAGCUCGACGCUGAUGGCGCGGAGCUUCUACGAGGCGAUUGUCGAGGGCGGUCGGCGCGGACUCCUCUUGCCUCUGUCUGCGGAGGAGCAGGAGGCGUUUGUGGACGAGGGGGCGUCGGCGGUGCAGCCGUCGGGAGAGUGUGGGCUGGCACUGGAAUAGGAUUCGUCGCGGCGGGUUUGAGGUCUGAUUAGUUGGGAUUUGGGAAUCACUAAUCAGCUACCCACUCCGGAGUAGGGUGGACGUGUCGAUCAGGACCCAUCAGAGAUACGCCAGGAAGAAUGAAGUGCUGAGGGGCGGAAAUGACGUGGUCGAUCCCCU